AUGGAGGAAACUCUGGAUAGAGCYRGAUUCCUGGAGGAAGCUCUGGAUAGAGCCAUAUUCCUGGCAGAAGGUCUAGAUAGAGCCAGAUUCCAGGGAGAAGUUCUGGCUAGAGCCAGAUUCCCAAUGGAAGGUCUGGAUAGAGCUGGAUUCCCGUGGCACAAGCUGCACUCCAAGCCCGGCAAGAAGGAGAAGGAGCGCGGCGAGAUCCAGGUGAGCAUCUGCUUCACGCGGCACAACCUCUCGGCCAGCAUGUUCGACCUGUCYGCCAAGGAGAAGCCGCGCUCGCCCUUUGGCAAGCUCAAGGACAAGGUGACGGGCAAGAAGAGGUACGACCUGGAGUCGGCCUCCGCCAUCGUCCCCAGCAGCGUGGGCGCCCUCGACGACGACGACGACGACGAGGACGGCGGCGGCAAGAAGUCCAAGGUGAAGGGCUUCUUCCUGAGGAACAAGCUGCGCAAAUCCUCCCUGACCCAGUCCAGCACCUCCCUGGGCUCCGACAGCACCAUCUCCUCGGCCAGCCUGGGCCUGGCCGGCAGCGUUCCCGACGGAUCCAAGUCUCCGAGCAGGCAGGGCAGCCUGUCUGYGGAGCGCUCCGGUGGGGACCCCCCGGCGUCGCCGAAGGCGCCGCCCGCGCCCCGCUCCUCGCUCUGCAUCAACGGCAGCCACGUGUACGGCGCCGAGGCCGCCCCGCGCAGCCCCCGGCGGCCGCCCGAGCCGCGCUUCAUCCCCUCUCCUCCCAGCCUGGCCUUGCAGGAGGAGCUCAAGGUCUCCACGAAAGCCGUGACCCUCAGCAACCACCUGGGCAGGGCCAGGAUGGAGGAGAGCGGCCGCUCGGAGGGCAAACCCACCCAGGCCGCAGCGCCCAUGGUCUUCGCCGCCGAGGGGACAAAGGGAAAAGCCCCCGAGGAGGCCAGGAGGGAAGAGAGGAAAGGCAAGGGCGGCCUCUUCCACCACGGAGGCAGCAAGAGCGACGYGGGAGAGAAGGCAGGAGCCUCCGGUGGCUCCUCCGUGCAGGCUGGCGCGGAUGGAGGGAAGAAGCCGAGCGGCUGCCUCGCUCCCGAGGAGCAGCAGGAGCCUCCCCCGAGACGCAGCUUCCCGCCUGGGCCGCAUGCUUCAACGGAGGUCGCUGGGAGCUCUUGGUCCGCUGAGGAUCCCUCCGCCUCCUUAAGCGGGAACGAUGCGGAGAGGGAGUCUCCAGGCCAAAGCGUUGGCGUCCCCGUCCCGGAAACGUCUCCCCCAGCACAAGGGGACCUCGCCGCUCCGGAUGGGAAGGCCGCUGCUCCCGCGGCGCUCUCGGAGUGGGACGACACUUUUGAUGCCUUUGCCAGCAGYCGGCUCAACCCGGGCGCCAGGAAGGAGCCCGCGUUGUCCUCGGAGCCCUUGGCUUUCAUUGACGAUCCCGUGGCUUUCCUGGACAAUCCCCGUGYGGCCAGCGCGAGCGCCCCGGCUCGCGAGGAUGGUGCGGAGCCCUUGGGAAAGGCCGGUCCCCCCGUUGUCCCCGAAAUGCCCCCGAGGCUGCGGCCCUGGGCCGAUUACUGUGGGUUAGACGUGGGGGCGAACCUGGUGAGCACCACGCAGGAGGCCACGGUCAUAGAAGACGUGUUGAGCGCGGCGCCCGCCGUGCCAAGGAGGAAGAGCAGCACCCCGGCCGUUUGGGCGCCCCUUUUUGCACCGGGAAAGCCAGGGGAGAAGGGAGCUUCAGCCCAACGGAGUGCUGAAAAUGCAGCCGGGGAGGAAGGGGACGGCACGGAGGAAGAGCUCGGCAGCGCGGGGGAGAACGGGUGGAUGACCAUAGCCACGGAGACGGCGCCGGAGCCAGUGGGAGACACCUUGGAGAGGGAGCGGAGGGAGGCGGCGAGCGCGUUGGCAGCGCGGCCCUUCCUCGGCGAGGGGCCCGCGGGGGAGAGGAGCGUGUUGGGUGCCGCCUGCGCGCCCCACGGGGCUGCCUUGUGCGCCACGAGCCCCACGGCCGGCGUCAACGUGGCCGCGGUGCCGCCGUGGGCCGACCCGCGGCUGGAGGCUGGUGCCACCCGGCAGGGACCCGUGCGCUGCCCCACGCCGCCCCCCAAGCCCCCGCGGCGCCCGGCGGCGCCCGAUGGCGACGGUGACGGCCCCGGCGCGCGCUCGGACCGCGAGGCCUCCGCGCUCAGCGGGACGGCGAUCGGGAGCGGGUUCCCGCCGCCCGAGGACAGGCCGGCAAUCGGGAGUGGAUUCCCACCAUCCAAGGACAGGCCGGCAAUCGGGAGCGGGUUCCCGCUGCCCGAGGAGGCCGACUCGGCCACUGAGGACCGGGCGGUGGAGGCGGAGGCCGCGGAGCGGCUCUGUGAGAGCAGCUUUGAGACGUGCCCGUCGCGGCUCUCCCUCGAUGCGGGCGCCGAGCCCAGCCCGGUGCCCAGCRCCACCCGGCCGCUCACCUCCGGAUCCCCCGUGCUGCCGGAGCAGUCACUUCCCUCGGGAUUAAGCCCCUCUUCCGAAGCAGACUCGGGCCGAGCGGAGACCUUCUGGACGGCUCUGGAAGAGCCGGAGGCGGCAGCUCCCGAGCAGCGGCCCCGGGGGCUGGUGCACGCGGAGCGGCCGCCCGGACGCCGCGGUGAGGGGCCCCAUGGGCCGCCCCACCAGCCGGAGGCGCCGUCGGGACCCGGGCGCCCCGCGGGCCGCGGGAUGGACUUCAAGAAGGCCGAUUUCUGGAAGGCAGAUGGAGCGGAGGCCGGGAGCGAGCGGGAUGCGACGGCCGCGGGCAAUCCCUUUGCCGCGGCGCUCGGCCCGGAGGCGCCGACCAACCCGUUCGUGGCGAGGCCGCCCGCCGCGCUCCCCGUGCAGGCGGUGCUGCCCGAGCGGCCCGGCCGGGCCGCCCUCGGCAGCCCCGCGGCAGCCCGGCCCUGCCCGGCGCUGCCGCCCGCGGCCUCGCAAGCUGCAGCGCUCCCGGUUUUGCCCAGGGAGACACGGCCGGCUGAGAAGCCCCUUUGGCAGCAGACGAGCAGCCCUCACCCGGUGAGACCGCUGAGCGCGGCGCAGGACCCGAGCAGCGGCCUGGACGAGCGCAGAGCGGCCACCAACAGCAGCGUCCAGCCCGUGGCAGCCGGCUCCCACCUGGAAAAGACGGACCCGAAGCAGCUCAAGGAGGCCACCUUCCYGGACCAGUCAGCCAAGUAUUACCACCUGACGCACGACGAGCUCAUCCAGCUCCUGCUGCAGAGGGAGAAGGAGCUAAGCAAGAAGGAGGAGCACAUCCACGAACUGGAGAACUACAUCGACCAGCUGCUCGUGCGCAUCAUGGAGCACUCCCCCACGCUCCUGCAGAUCCCGCUGCGGGAAGGGAAGCCCCAGUAACCCCUGCAGCACCAGUACUCGCCCAGAGCACUUUGCUGAUAACCGCGCUCCAAACGCCCCCGCGUCCCCGCUGCCCUUUCCAGAGGGCUUCAGUUUGCAGAGYUUGGCAGGAGAGGCUGCUUGCUGCUCCCCAGCCCGUCCCCGCUGUGGGCCCUCCGAGGUGGCAGCUUGUCCUCCGGGCACUGAGGAGGAGCGGGGUCUGCCUUGGCUGCUGCCGCUGCGGCCCCUUUUUGGGUGCUCUUCCUGCUCUGAGAGGGCCA
Nothoprocta perdicaria is the source of this 3590-nucleotide messenger RNA. RefSeq names its product RAB11 family interacting protein 5 (gene RAB11FIP5). The record is from RefSeq and is a predicted model, not a curated record. Gene Ontology annotation, biological process: regulated exocytosis. Lineage: Eukaryota; Metazoa; Chordata; Aves; Tinamiformes; Tinamidae. The transcript is spliced from 7 exons. Gene Ontology annotation, molecular function: small GTPase binding. Gene Ontology annotation, cellular component: phagocytic vesicle; recycling endosome; early endosome. The coding region runs from base 1 to 3330 and encodes 1109 amino acids.